AUGUCCAAUGAUUACGGAUUCAACAGUGAUGAUUCCCCAAAUAAAACAAAUUCUCACCUUCAAUUACCAAGCCCGAUAAUAACACGACGAAACCGGACUGCCUCUACGUCUGAAAGAGCAUUAGGUAACCCGUUAGAAAGUGGCAAAAUUAAAUCUUUCUGUCGAGAAAGGGGACACGGCUUCAUUUCUCCCGAAAAAGGCGGCGAGGAUAUUUUCGUUCAUAUUUCUGAUAUUGAGGGUGAGUAUGUGCCGCUACCGGGAGACGAAGUUAUAUACCGGCUGUGCCCCAUACCACCAAAGUUUGAGAAGUUCCAAGCUGUCAAUGUGCGUAUUGUUCACCUUACACCAGAGAAGCAUUUGAAGUGGGAUGAGCCCCAAUGUAAUUAA
Arctia plantaginis is the source of this 387-nucleotide messenger RNA. The record is from the annotation of a GenBank genome assembly. NCBI's taxonomy places the organism in Eukaryota, Metazoa, Arthropoda, Insecta, Lepidoptera, Erebidae.